Molecule: messenger RNA, 2222 nt
Organism: Cuculus canorus (common cuckoo)
Lineage: Eukaryota; Metazoa; Chordata; Aves; Cuculiformes; Cuculidae
Gene: DND1
Product: DND microRNA-mediated repression inhibitor 1
Exons: 5
Coding region: 1-1278 (425 amino acids)
Biological process (GO): negative regulation of miRNA-mediated gene silencing; mRNA stabilization
Cellular component (GO): nucleus; cytoplasm
Molecular function (GO): mRNA binding
Source: RefSeq, a predicted model, not a curated record
AUGCCCUUACAAGUCUGUCGCUGGAAGACGCUUCAGAAGCGGCUCUGGCAAACGCGGGCUCCGUCGCUGCCCCAUGGAGCUGCCGGGGCCUCGGCUGCAGCAUCCCAUUCCUGUCACUUUGAACGAGCGUUAUGCCCUGUCCCUGCUCCAGAGCUGACCUCAAUGGAAAAUACGUGGUCCAGCUCCAUCAACCAGGCGAACAAGAUGGCCCUGAUGGCCUGGGCAAAAAAGGCGGGUAUUGAGCUGGUGCAGAUCAACGGGCAGAGGCGAUAUGGAGGGCCCCCUCCAGGCUGGGUGGGCGCCCCACCACCGUCCGGCACGGAGGUGUUCAUCGGGAAGCUGCCGCAGGACGUGUAUGAGAAUGUGCUAAUCCCGCUCUUCCAGCGCGUGGGGAAGCUCUACGAGUUCCGCCUGAUGAUGACCUUCAGUGGGCUCAACCGUGGCUUCGCCUACGCUAAGUACAGCAACCAGCGCGGCGCCAAGGAGGCCAUCGCCACCUUCAACAACUUCCAGGUGCGGGAGGGCUGUGCCAUUGUUGUCUGCAAGAGCACGGAGAAGUGCGAGCUGAGCGUGGAUGGCCUGACUGAAUCGGUGAGCCGGCGGGAGCUGGAGGCCAUGUUGCGGCGGGUGACAGACGGUAUCCUCAGCGUCACCCUGCACGCCAGCCCCUGCAAGAGACGGGCCCAGCUCGCGGUGCUCAAGUACAGCUCCCACCAGGCUGCGGCCACGGCCAAGAAAGCCCUGGUGGAAGGGAACACGAGGCUCAGUGGGAUGGGGGUGAAGGUGGAAUGGCUGAAUCCUGAUCUGAAGCACAAGCUGCAGUCAAACAAGGAGAAGCUGUCGCCUGGCGGGGCACAUGGACACAAAUGCUUGGGGAUCCCCAAGGUGGUGCCGCCAUCUCCAGUACCACCCACCGCGCUGGACCGCCUGAACACCCUGUGCCGGAGGCAGUACCUGGGGACACCCCUCUUCCUCACCAAGUGUGUCCAGGUGGGCCACAACGGGUGGCUGCGAUUCUGGUGCCGGGUGGUGAUCCCGGGGUGUUCCCUGCCCUUCACGGCGUUCAUCUGGGUCCGGCAGGAUGGGCCAGGUGGCAGCAGGGAAGAGGAGGUGAAGGUAGCCGUGGCGCUGCAAGUUCUCCAGAUGCUGGGAAGUGUUUCAUCUCUGGGAUCAUGUCCAUGGCCGCCUCUGGACUCACUCCAACAGCUCCCUGUCCCAUCCCAUGGGAUUGGGUGGGAUGGGGACGAGGUCAGCCUUGUUGAGGACUUCGGGCCAUAGUUUAGUAGCACAGUGGUGUUGGGCUGAGGGUUGGACUGGAUGAGCUUAGAGGGCUUUUCCCCUUCACUGAUUUGAUGUUUCCAUGAGGAGCACGGGAAGGCUGGGCAGUGGUGGCUGCCCCUGCAGGACUCUCACGGCCCCCCAUCCCCAUGGGGAGAGAGUCAACCCACUCUUUUGGUCUCUCCUCAUACAGGAGGUGCUCCAGCCCUCGGAUCACUUUUGUGCUCCUCCAGCCUGGUGGCUCUGGGUGGGAUUCCCAGUUGGAGCAGAGGAUAUGAGGCAAGGGGGGGUUGUGGUGCUGCUCCCAGCAGAGCCUGAUCCUUUCCUCCUCCCCACAGGAGCCCAGCUGAGCACUGAGCCCCCGCCUGCCCGAACCACAGGCUGAACCUGAGCCGCCAGCCCUGGUGCCGCGGCAGCAACGUGCGAGCCCCGAUGGGGACGUACUCCUGUUCCAGUUUUGAGUUUGUUUGGUUUGAGAGCCGGUGCUGGAGAAUGGAGCUGCAGGCCCAUUCCCUGGCCGACGUUUGGGGAUAGUUCUGUUGUGGGAUGUUGGGUUACAUACCCCGUUUGGGUUGUUAUCCAGUGGUUUGUGUUGCGCUGCUGUGGUGUGGUGGAGAGGCCCGUGCAGGUCUUGGGAGAAGGAGCAGCUGCUUGGAGAGGUGGAGGGGACCUUGGGGCUGGCCUGGCCUCACCAGGGGACCGGGUGUGGCCUCAGCUGACAUGUUGGCUCCUGAGGGACAGCCUCAGUGAGGAUGUGCUGCACAUGGGGCCCACCCUGGAGUGUCCUGUGAGUUGGUAGAGCGGCUGUUUAACGAGGGGGUGGAUGCAGGGCUGUUUGUGCCACGGGGAAGCAGCCGUGGGGUUACCGGCUGUCCAUGAAUGAUUCCUCAGGACCAGAAGGUCUGACUGCACACUCUCCUCUUGGUAUUAAAGUAGCCUGAAAA